GUCUGUGAAUUGAGAGGCGUGUCUAUAAAGUUUUUUCAAAAUCGCAGUGCUGCAGCAAUGGCGGCUCCCAUGUCCUGGAGGAGGCUGGUGUACUCCGUGUACUCACCGGCCAUAGCUGGGGUUUUUACCCGGAUAUCUGACCGGCUGUUCCGUGCACGGGACCGGCGAGGAGGGUCCUCCGUGCUCCUUCUUGCCCCUCUUCUGGCUGAAACCGACCCAGCCCCUCAUCGCGUCUCCAGGCCCACUGGCUCAGCCGGAGCCCAGCGAACAGAAGGUCUUUGCAGCCACUUCCGAUGGAUGGCAGAGCAUGUACCAGCCUUCCAGGUGCCAGGCUCCCACGUCCACAUUCUGACGUCACCUGACCAAUUCUACCAGGCAAUGAAGGCUCGCAUCAAGACUGCACAGAGGCGGGUGGUGAUGGCCUCCCUCUAUCUGGGAACCGGUCAGCUGGAGCAGGAGCUGGUAGACUGUAUGGAGGAAGCCCUCCAACGUUCCGAGGACAACAGCCAGUCUCCAGACCUGAAAGUGUCCGUAUUGCUUGACUACACGCGCGGAUCACGAGGAAAGAUUAACUCAAGGACCAUGCUGCUCCCUCUGCUGCAGCGCUUCACAUCUCAGAUGAGGGUAUCGCUGUACCACACUCCAGAUUUGAGGGGGCUGCUGCGGCUGCUGGUCCCCCAGCGCUUCAACGAGACCAUCGGAGUCCAGCACAUCAAAGUCUACCUGUUUGACGACAGCAUCAUCAUCAGUGGGGCCAACCUGAGCGACUCGUACUUCACCAACAGACAGGACCGGUACGUGCUGCUGGAGAACUGCAGGGAGGUCGCCGACUUCUUCUGCGACCUGGUGGAGGCCGUGGGAGACGUCUCCCUGCAGCUCCAGCCCGACGACUCGGUCACCAUGCUCGAGGGCAUGGUGCACCCGUACAAAGGCAACCGGCAAGACUUCUCGGCAGUGGCGAGGAAGCGGAUUAUGGAGGUUGUAAACUCGGCCCAUAUUAGGCAGCGGCUUCUGAACCAGUCGGAGGACUCUGAGGAUGAGGGGAUGAGCGAGGCGGAGGAGGACACCUGGGUGUUCCCCCUGGUGCAGAUGAAACCUCUUGGCAUCAGAGUGGAUGAGCAGGUCACACAGCGUCUGCUGACCGAUGCCGGAUCCGAGUCUACUGUGUUUCUCACAUCGGGUUACUUCAAUCUGACCCGGGCGUACAUGCGGCUGGUGCUCAAGGCUGGAGCCAGUUACCGUAUCCUCACCGCCUCCCCCGAGGUCAACGGAUUCUUUGGGGCCAAGGGCGUCGCUGGAGCGAUCCCUGCAGCGUACACUCACAUCGCCAGGCAGUUUUACAAACAGGUGUGCCAGGGGGGCCAGCAGGAGAGGGUACACCUGCAUGAGUACCACCGACCACAAUGGACCUUCCACGCCAAAGGUCUGUGGUAUUACCUCCAGGGGCAGGAUCGGCCUUGCCUCACUCUAAUUGGCUCCCCUAAUUUCGGUUACCGCUCGGUUCACCGUGACCUGGAGGCCCAGAUUGCCAUAGUAACGGAGAAUGAGGAGCUGCAGAGCCAGCUGCAGGAGGAGCAGGAGAUGUUGUACCGGCGCUCCACUGAAGUGUCCACCUCUACGUUCGAGCUGCCCGACCGCCACGUUAAACUGUGGGUGAAACUGGUCACGCCACUCAUCAAGAACUUCUUCUGAGAUUCAGGAGAAUCAGGCAGGCUGUUUUCCACACUCGUCCUUUCUCAACAUGUUGCACGAAGAAGGAUAAAGAUAUGCUUCAGAUCCGUUCACACAGCUGAAAACACUCAGUUUUCACAGAUUAGGCCGCUGACGGGUUAAAGACCACAUCGGGCUUUGUGUCCUCACGUGCACCUAUGAUGUGUAGGUCCAACGACUCUGCAUGUGUGAAAACUGUGUGCUGUCAGUCAUUUGUUGAAAGCUGUUUGUCUAGCCUCAUGAUUUAUAGGCCAUGAUAUGCGACUUCAAUCAACAGGAAGUCUGUGAUGAUUUAUUUUAUGUUUGCAUUUCUAAGAAAGCACGUGUGGGUCACAUUUGAGAAAUAUAUUUAUGCACUAGUGCUCUAUAUCAUUAUUAUUAAAGGUGAAGCACAUGCUGAGCAGUGCUGCUGGCAUAUGUGAAGCUCCUGUGUCAGAACCUUUGUUCUUUAAUGGGAUCACACAGCUCUGUUCCCGGAGCAAAGCAGCCUCAGUGACCCCAGCUACACAUUCACCUUCAGGUCCAGAAAACCAGAUUUAUCAUAUUUACUUAUUUGAAAAGUAAAUGUUCAUCCCAGAAUCUAAAAGCUGAAAUAUAAAAAUGCUGUUUUUUAAAAUGUUUUCUUUAAAAUAAAUUAUGGGUUUUAAAUUUUUUUUUUUUACCCUUUUCUUUGACUUUCAGGCAGACAAUAAAUAACCUGUUUAGAUCAGUUUGUUUGUGCUCGCUCCUGUUUUGUAUCCAUCUGGCAUUGUGAUCUGUGUACUUGUACUGCUUGUCUCCUCCUUUUUUUCCUGACAGAGGAAAAAACAAAACGCAGCCCUCCAACAAUGGCUUUGCCGGUUAAAAAGGAUAAAAAGUUCUUAUCAGCAGCGCAGGCUGUCUAUUGUUGGAAACUAGUGACAACAGGCUGGAGCCUCUCCAAACUACACGGGGUUAAAACGCAGCUGAUGUCCUCACAGCAUCACCCACUCUAAACCAGAAGUGGCGGAUUGAGAAGGACUCCUCUGCCCUCUAGUGGUGAAACUGAGAUUUCCUCAAUGCAGUGAACUGGCCCCACCGUGACCUUUUUACAGCCAUCUGUGGUGGAGCUGCAAGAUAUUUUCCAAGUUAAUUUUAUUUAGUCAGAGAAAUAUGACACAAAAACAACCAGAAAUAUGACCUUUAAAGCUAAAGAAAUGUAAACUAUCAAAAUCAGUUUGAACCUGAACUUCUGCCAGGUAAUCGUCUUAACAAGCUGGUGUGAUUAAAUGAAUUUAAGAUUUAAAAAAAAAAAAAAAAAAAA
This is a messenger RNA of Oreochromis aureus, 2992 nucleotides long. Its product is annotated as CDP-diacylglycerol--glycerol-3-phosphate 3-phosphatidyltransferase, mitochondrial. The transcript has 11 exons. The coding region runs from base 58 to 1692 and encodes 544 amino acids. The record is from RefSeq and is a predicted model, not a curated record. Gene Ontology annotation, molecular function: CDP-diacylglycerol-glycerol-3-phosphate 3-phosphatidyltransferase activity. NCBI's taxonomy places the organism in Eukaryota, Metazoa, Chordata, Actinopteri, Cichliformes, Cichlidae. Gene Ontology annotation, biological process: cardiolipin biosynthetic process. Gene Ontology annotation, cellular component: mitochondrion.